This is a messenger RNA of Striga hermonthica, 1128 nucleotides long. The record is from the annotation of a GenBank genome assembly. Lineage: Eukaryota; Viridiplantae; Streptophyta; Magnoliopsida; Lamiales; Orobanchaceae.
AUGCUACGGCAAAUUCGAAACCUAGCCCCAUCAGAUUUUUGGUCUCCCAUUUGCGCCCGUAUCCGGCCGUCUCAAACACAUCUCCGCCUGUCUCGGGUUGUCUUGGGGCGUCUUCGAAACAGAAAUUCAGAAUCUAGGCUCGACUGUAGCCUCAGAAAUUCAGAUCGCCUCAGUUCAUCACGUUCACCACUUCACAUCACCUUCACUUCAGAUGGCCUCCUUCACCGACUCACCUUCACGGCUUCACCGACUCGCCUUCACGGCUUCACCGACUCACCGUCACUUCUGAAUCGAAAGCCUCGACCUGGGACCUGGGAGUUCACUUUAGAAUUCAGAUCGCCUCCUUCACCGGCUCACCUUCACGGCUUCACCGAAUCACCUUCGCCGUCAGCCGUCCCAAGGCCCAAGGAUUCUGCAAUGAGAUUUAGCAAAACUGAAGUGAAUCUGAGAAGGUUACUUGCAGCAGCCCCGCAGCAGCAUAAUCAAGCAAAGCUCGUGCAUUAUGUUGCUACACUACGAGAGCUACUGGAGCAACUCGCCGAAGAGAGGAUCUCCGAAGGUCUUCCGAGGGUUUCAAAAGGUCAGUUAAACGAAUAUUCCGAGAAAAUUGAAGCUAUAGCUGCCAAACUGGUGGCCACCGAGUGCAGUACUCAAUUUCCUGAGGAGCCUUCUCUUGACAGCAAGGUUCUGGAGCCUCCUUCGGUAUCAGCGGAAGGUGUAAGUUCUCCCAGAGGACUGAGGAGGAGAUUUGUGCCUCCAUCAUCUGAAAGAGCCACCCCCAACACUGUUGAGGAUUCUCCGAAAUCUGUCAAAUUGGAUGCGGCAGCACAGGGUCAUAUUGAGAAACACAGAAAGCUACAAGAAGAUUUGACAGACGAAAUGGUUGGUUUAGCACGACAACUCAAAGAGAGUAGUCUUAGGAUGAACGGAUCCAUCAAAAACACCGAGAAGAUCCUUGACUCGACUGAGAAAGCUGUUGAACACAGCUUAGCAAGCACUGGGCAUGCCAACACAAGGGCAGCGGAGGUUUUCUCGCAGAGUAUGAAGACAUCAUGCUUUACGUGGCUGCUCAUCUUUGUCAUGACAUGCAUAUUCGUAAUGGUGGUACUACUUAUCCGUGUUACCUAG